This is a messenger RNA of Dracunculus medinensis (Guinea worm), 1380 nucleotides long. The record is from the annotation of a GenBank genome assembly. NCBI's taxonomy places the organism in Eukaryota, Metazoa, Nematoda, Chromadorea, Rhabditida, Dracunculidae.
AUGGCUGAAGCAUGCGAUUUAUACGAUGAAGAAGAAUGGAAAGAGGAUUUUACAUUUGAUAUGAGAGAAGUCGCACAAGCUUCAUCGUCUUUGAUAACCGAAAGAUUUGGGGAAUUCAAAGGUCGUUAUACUGUCGAAAUGAGACCAAAAUUUUCGGAAAAUUUGCAGGUAAAUCAAGGAAGCUUGAUUGAUGUUUUAUUUGAAGAAAAAAUUCAAUUUAUUGGCGACUUUGAUGAAAACAGAUAUAUUCCUCAAUCAUUUGAAGAGAUGAAUUUAAUGCCAGCCUUGAUGGAAAAUAUAUCAAAAAAAGGCUAUAUAAAACCAUUGCCUGUGCAGAAAGCAGCCUAUUCUGCUAUAAAAGCAGGCUUUAAUGUCGUUGGACAUGCGCAAACUGGUGCAGGUAAAACUGCAGCAUAUUUAAUACCGAUAGUUGAUUGGAUUUUGAGAAUGAAAAUGAAUAAGGCGAUUAGUCGAAAUCGUUUUCCUUACUGCAUUAUCAUUUCACCAACGAAAGAAUUAGCUGAGCAAAUUUAUAAUAGUGCUUUGGAAUUCGUUCAUGAAACGAAUUGUGCUGUAAUUGUUUCGUUCGGCGAAAUUCGGCGAUCAAAAUCUAUUGAUGAGCUUUCAAAAGGUUGUGAUAUUUUUAUUUCAACCGUUGGGCGUCUGUGUGAUUUUAUCCAACAAUCAGUGUUCGAUUUACGCUCGCUCCAGUUUAUAAUCUAUGAUGAAGCUGACAAAGUGCUUGAUCCCAGUUUCUUCGAUGCGCUCAAAGAGAAAUUCUUUCCUUACAUUCAAAAUAAUGAAUCUGUGCAAAAAUUAUUGUUCAGUGCAACGGAUCACUCCUUGGAUUUUCUUAAAAAUGAGUUUUUGGGCUCAAAUAUUGUCGAGAUUAUUGUUGGAAGAUUGAAUACUGUCAGCUACGAUAAUGGAACACCUCCAAAGACUAUUAUUUUUGUUAAUACAAGACGGAAAAGUACAGUGAUAGCGUGUUAUAUUUCUCUCAAAGGUUUUCUCGCUUAUCCUACUCAUGGAUGUCUGACGAGCUACUUGCGUCGAGAAGCCAUUAAAGCAUUCGAAUCUGAUGAGUGUAAUAUAUUGGUGUCGACUGACUUGCUUGGAAGAGGAAUUGAUUUAAAAAAUGUAACUCAUAUAAUUAAUUACGAUUUACCAAAUGAAUGGUCUUCUUAUGUACAUCGUGUAGGAAGGACUGGAAGAUUAGGAAAUGAAGGUCGUGCAACAUCAUUUUUUUGUUAUCCAGACGAUGUCCCUAUGGCCUCUCUUCUAGCAGAAUGGUUAAAAACGAAUAAUCAAACAGUUCCUGAAUUUAUCCGUCAAUGCAUUACUAUCGAAGAUGAUUCUGAUGACGAGAAAAAUGUGUAA